UUCCGGUAUACAGUAACCGCCUUCUGUGCGUUUAGACCGCGGAUUUCAAAGAAAACAUUUAAUGUCGUAGCGAUAAAUAAGUCAUAGAGCCAGUUCUUUGUUACACAUUCGAGAGAUUGUACCAGAAUAACAUGGCGUCCAUUACCGACCCAAAUCUGGGUGAAAGGAUCACAGCUGCAAUGGAGGAGUUCCGCAAUAAACAACUUAAACUAUGUGCAGACAUCACUGAAAAGAAUGAAGAGCUGUGUCACAAUAACAGACAUCUUCUGAAGUCUGCACUUGAUACAUGUUUGAAGAAAUGUGAAGAAGAUGAGAAGCUAUUUGAGAUGAUAAAUGAAUUUAAAAUGGACCUGGAGAAAAAGAAAAUGGUACUGAAGGAGAAACGGCACGCCAUAUCGGAGACAAUAUCUGAGGUUCAGGAGAAGGAGAUGCAGAAAGAAGACCUCAUCCUUAAAAUUCAGAAACUUAAAGAAGAACAAAUAAAGAGAAAAGAGGUGAUCGACUCACAGAAUAGAGCAAACAAAGACAAGCUGAAAAAUCUCCAGAAAGCCAGACUUGUUUUCCAGAAUCAUUUGGGGCUGGAGAUUCGAACAAUUAUGGACAAGUCACAGUCAGUCAGAGGUGAAAAGUUGCAGUUUAUUUUCCGAAACAUCAGUCUGUCUGAUCCAGACAACGCUUAUGUCAUUACAAUGGGGAUGAAAGAAAACAGAACAUACCAGAUUGUGUCCAGCGACCCUGUGCUCGAGAACUUGCCAGUCUUGGAAAGCCGACUCCAGGAGACCAAUAAUCUGGCAGCGUUUCUGGCCAACGUUAGAAAGGAGUUCAUCUCUAAGGCUCGCACCUGAGGUCGGAUGGUUGCUCUACAACAGGCUGACCAGGUUUCACUGCAAUGCAGACUGAA
Molecule: messenger RNA, 901 nt
Organism: Cyprinodon variegatus (sheepshead minnow)
Lineage: Eukaryota; Metazoa; Chordata; Actinopteri; Cyprinodontiformes; Cyprinodontidae
Gene: spc25
Product: SPC25, NDC80 kinetochore complex component
Exons: 7
Coding region: 132-845 (237 amino acids)
Biological process (GO): chromosome segregation
Cellular component (GO): Ndc80 complex
Source: RefSeq, a predicted model, not a curated record